AUGUUGUCUCAAGCCAGGAUCAUCGUCCGUAAGCUCUGUGGUAGUCGCAGUCGUGGCAGCGAGCCCGCGCCAUCAGCACUGGCGACAACAGCAGAGACCAGAAUUACUGACCCAUCCCCUCGCGCCAUCCAUAUGAGUGAUGUGAGGCGGUCACCCACUAAGCUACCCCGCAAGCCUGGUGCCGAUGCACAGUCCGUGUCAAUUAUUGUCAUGAAUGCUAAAGGCGCCACGGACUACUUGAAGUUUUACAGGCUACUCCAAAGAGAGAAGAAGGAUUGCAGCGAGUUUGACCCUACAGACGACUUUGAGACAGAUUACUAUUGCGAUGGUUACAUCUACACUAUCCGCUUUUUCACGCCUAGCACCCCACAGUCUAGUGUAGCUCUCUCCUGCAUUAUGCAGCAUGUCUGCCUCAUCUUCACAUAUGACGCUUCAUCAAGGGAAUCGUGGGAUGAAGUAGUCACCGCCUGCGAGAGGAUGCGCAACCGCUGCAAAGAGGGGGUCCUUCCCUUUCUUGCCACAAUGAUCGCCGCCAUGGAUAAAGGUGAAGGUGAAGCCGCCAUAUCACACGCAGAAGCUGAGGUAUUUGCAACCCAGCGGAACUGUUACUUUUUCAAGUUCUCAUCUAGAACUGGGCGUGGUACUUGCGAUGCAGUUAGCUUACUUGUUGAGCUAGCGCACAGCGCUCGUGAUCAAUAUACUAUGGAUGAGGCAGGUUAUACCCAGAGGUACAACAGGGCUAUGGCACUUCAGGCAUUAUUUUCUAGCUAG
Molecule: messenger RNA, 771 nt
Organism: Aspergillus fischeri NRRL 181
Lineage: Eukaryota; Fungi; Ascomycota; Eurotiomycetes; Eurotiales; Aspergillaceae
Exons: 2
Coding region: 1-771 (256 amino acids)
Source: RefSeq, a predicted model, not a curated record